Molecule: messenger RNA, 1278 nt
Organism: Penicillium atrosanguineum
Lineage: Eukaryota; Fungi; Ascomycota; Eurotiomycetes; Eurotiales; Aspergillaceae
Product: putative MFS monocarboxylate transporter
Exons: 4
Coding region: 1-1278 (425 amino acids)
Biological process (GO): transmembrane transport
Cellular component (GO): fungal-type vacuole membrane
Molecular function (GO): transmembrane transporter activity
Source: RefSeq, a predicted model, not a curated record
AUGUCCACCAAGAACGAACCCCAAAUCAAUAUCCCAAAAUCCCGCUCUUGGCUCGUCAUAUCCGGCGCAAGCACCUCUCUCUUCUGCACAGUCGGCUUCCUAAACUCAUUCGGCGUCUUCGAAGAAUACUAUGCCUCCGACCAACUCUCCACAAACAGCCAAUCAACAAUCGCCUGGCUAGGCGCAACAGCAAUAUUCUUCUUGUUUUCAAUAUCUGUCAUAUCAGGCAUCAUUCUCGACAAAUUCGGCCCGAAAAUAAUGUGCUGGGCCGGUGCAAUCGGCACCGUAUUCUCGAUCAUGAUGACUUCGCUCUGUCAAGAAUUCUACCAGUUCCUCCUUGCACAGGGCAUAUUACUUGGUAUCUCGAUGGCGCUGGUUACAUGGCCGAUGUUGGCGCUUGUGGGGAAGUGGAUUAAUGCGGAGAAUCGUGGUGCUGCGCUUGGAAUUGUCCUUGCGGGUUCUUCGCUAGGUGGUGUGAUUUGGCCGAUUGCUAUUGAUAAGUUGUUGAAAGCGGGUGGAGUUGGAUUCCCGUGGACGAUGCGGAUCGUGGGGUUCAUUAUGAUUCCGUGCUUUGGGUUUGCUUGUCUUGUUGCGAAGGAGCCGCCGACUGUCGCUUCUAAAGCUGUUGAGCGAGAAGAGGAAGACAAUCUGGAUGUUGCGGCAUCAGUCGAGAAAGUCGAUCGCACGGCGGAGGCUUUGGCUCUUUUUAAGAAGCCGGCUUUGCAAUUGCUGUCGUUGGCUAUGUUUAUUACAUACUUUGGGAUGUUCUCGCCGUUCUUCUAUACGACUUCAUACGCCGUGUCAAAGGGGUUUCCUUCCAACUUUGCCUUUUACACCGUUUCCAUCGUCAAUGGGGCUUCCUUCUUCGGUCGAGUCGUCCCUGGAUUUAUGGCUGAUAAAUAUGGGAAGUUCAACUGUGUUAUCGUGUCUACCUUGCUUGCUGGUCUGAUUGCAUUGUGCUGGACCAAGGUGGAUUCGGUAGCUGGCUUGGGUGUGUGGUCGGCCGCUUACGGCUUUGCGUCUGGAGGGAUCAUUUCACUUCAACAAGCAUGCGCAGCCCAGGUUGCUACGCCGUCUACCAUGGGCCUUGCCAUUGGAGCUGUGUCGGCUUCCGUUUCGCUAUCGGCCAUGGCAAAUGUUCCGAUCAGUGGUGCGCUGGCUGAGAAAUUUGGAUACCUUUCUCUGUCACUCUUCUCCGGAAUUACGCUUAUUCUAGGUGGUAUAUUGCUUAUAGCGGCUCGGCUCGUGCAGGAUAGACGUCUCCUUGCAAUCGUUUAG